Molecule: messenger RNA, 1682 nt
Organism: Daucus carota subsp. sativus
Lineage: Eukaryota; Viridiplantae; Streptophyta; Magnoliopsida; Apiales; Apiaceae
Product: protein trichome birefringence-like 19
Exons: 2
Coding region: 143-1468 (441 amino acids)
Cellular component (GO): Golgi apparatus
Molecular function (GO): O-acetyltransferase activity
Source: RefSeq, a predicted model, not a curated record
CCGCAACAUAACACAACCUAACGUGCGACGUCUCUUUCCAGUUACACAAAUCUCUCCAAUAUAUAAAUCUCUCUCGCUCCCCAUCUCUCCCAAUCUCUCCCACUCCAAAAUGUCUAGUACCUCCCCCAGCUAAGAACCCACAAUGAAGUCCCAUGCAAUUCACACAAAUCACUACAACAAAAUCCCCAAAAUCAUCCCCUUCCUCGGCAUAGCCCUCCUCCUCUUCACCAUAAUCCCGUUCUACUACCCUUUCCAGAAGCCCUCCGUCGUGAAAUCCACGUCGCCUGAAACGCCAACCCUUGUCACCGUAAUUGACCAUUCCGACGUGAACUUGGUCGAGAUAAAUGAGCACGAAGAUUGUGAUUUGUUUAGCGGAGAAUGGGUGCGAGACCCGGAUGCGCCGUACUACACGAAUAAGACGUGUUGGGCCAUUCAUGAGCAUCAGAAUUGCGUGAAAUAUGGCAGGCCUGAUUUGGAUUUCAUGAAGUGGAGGUGGAAGCCUGAUGGGUGCGAGCUUCCGGGUUUUAAUCCGUAUCAGUUUCUUGAGCUUGUGAGAGAUAAGUCAUUGGCGUUUGUGGGUGAUUCUAUUGGGAGGAAUCAGAUGCAAUCCAUGAUCUGCAUGUUGUCUCGGGUGGAAUUUCCAGUGGAAAAUUCAUACACGUCAGAUCAAAAUUUUAUACGAUGGAAAUAUAUGAGCUACAAUUUUACAUUAUCUAUGUACUGGACGCCUUUUUUGGUCAGAGCAGAAGAAGCAGACCCUAAUGGCCCAACUAAGACAGGCCUCUUCAACCUUUACCUUGAUGAAUUUGAUUUGAAAUGGACGUCCCAGAUUGAGGAUUUCGACUACGUGAUCAUCAAUGCAGGCCACUGGUUUAGUCGUCCUGGUUUUUACUACGAAAAGGGUCAGAUAGUUGGUUGCAGAUUCUGUCAGGUGGAGAAUAUUACCGAUUAUCCGAUGACAUUCGGAUACAGAAAAGCAUUCAGAACUGCUUUUAGAGCUAUUAAUAGUUUAAAGAAUUUUAAGGGUGUGGCAUAUUUGAAGACAUAUUCACCAAUGCAUUUUGAAAAUGGUAAUUGGAACGAUGGUGGAGAUUGUGUACGAACAAAGCCGUUGAAAAGCAAUGAGGCGAAGCUGGAAGGGAUAAAUUUAGAAUUGUACAUGACACAAAUAGAGGAAUUCAAGAUCGCUGAACAAGAAGCAAGGAGAAGAGGCAAGCGAUUCAGAUUAAUGGACUUGACGCCAGCAAUGUUGUUAAGACCAGAUGGUCAUCCGAGUAGAUACGGUCACUGGCCAAAUGAAAACGUGACACUGUAUAAUGACUGUGUACAUUGGUGUUUACCAGGACCUAUCGAUACUUGGAGCGAUUUCCUGCUUCAGAUGAUUAAGACAGAAGGUCGUAGAUCAUACGAGCAGAGAUUACAGUUGAAACACAAGAAAGCUGGAUCAAGUAAAUUCAUGUUCCAUUGAUGAUUCUAUUUACAGGUAGAAUGUAGGCCGAAAGAAAAAGAACGAUUAUUCCACUGUUUUUGAUCACGAUUCUUUCUUCUUGUCAUUCAUUGAUUUGUAGAGCCUUUUAAAUCAAAUUUUAUUUGUGAUGAAUGUAUCAUUAUUUCCUGUAAGGUCUGCAGUUGUUCUGAGCAUUGUAUAUAUUCAUUAUAUAUCAAGUAACUAUGUUAUUCUA